AUUACUCAUACCAAGGGUUUCACAGCAGAGGACAGCAGCUCAGCCUCCAGGCUAGCUCAGUCUGGACCCUGCGGGAAUAUUUGAGCUGGUGCAGGUUGUUGGAAAUGGGACAUAUGGACAAGUCUAUAAGGGUCGCCAUGUUAAGACUGGGCAGCUGGCAGCAAUCAAAGUGAUGAAUGUUACUGAGAAUGAGGAGGAGGAAAUCAAGCUGGAGAUAAAUAUGCUGAAAAAGUACUCCCAUCACCGGAAUAUUGCUACAUAUUACGGGGCUUUUGUAAAGAAAAGUCCUGCAGGCCAAGAUGAUCAGCUCUGGCUGGUGAUGGAGUACUGCGGUGCAGGCUCUGUCACUGACUUGGUAAAGAAGACAAAAGGGAACUGUUUCAAGGAAGACUGGAUUGCUUACAUCUGCAGAGAGGUUCUCAGGGGACUGGCACAUCUUCAUGCUCACCAUGUCAUCCAUCGUGAUAUUAAAGGACAGAAUGUUCUUCUCACAGAAAAUGCAGAAGUAAAAUUGGUGGAUUUUGGUGUAAGUGCUCAGCUGGACAGGACUAUUGGGAGGAGAAACACAUUUAUUGGCACCCCGUAUUGGAUGGCACCCGAGGUCAUUGCUUGUGAGGAGAACCCAGAUUCUACGUAUGAUUACAGAAGUGACCUGUGGUCUCUGGGAAUCACUGCUAUUGAAAUGGCUGAAGGAGCACCCCCCCUGUGUGACAUGCAUCCCAUGAGAGCCCUCUUCCUCAUCCCAAGGAACCCGCCCCCAAAGUUGAAAUCCAGAAAAUGGUCAAAGAAGUUCCUAAAUUUUGUUGAAAGCUGCCUUGUAAAGCAUUAUUUGCAUCGUCCGUCCACGGAGACCCUGCUGAAGCAUUCCUUCAUCCGAGACAUGCAGAACGAGCGGCAAGUGCGCAUCAUGCUGAAGGAUCACCUGGACAGGACAAGGAAGAAAAAAGGAGAAAAGGAAGAAACAGACUAUGAUUACAGUGGAAGUGAGGAGGAAGAUGAUGAGCUGAAUGAAGAUGAAGGAGAACCAAGCUCCAUAGUUAAUCUCCCAGGGGAGUCUACUCUCCGUCGUGAAUUUCUGAGGCUGCAGCAGGAGAACAAAAACCGUUCUGACCCUCAUCGGCAGCAGCAGCAGCUGAAGGACCAGGAGAAGUACAAGAAGCAGCUGCUGGCAGAGCGGCAGAAGCGCAUCGAGCAGCAGAAAGAGCAGAGGAGGAGACUGGAGGAUCACCAGAGGCGAGAGCAGGAGCUACGAAGGCAGCAGGAGUGUGAGCAGAGGUGGCCAGAGGCAAAGGUCAGUCAGAGGAAAGAGGAAAGGGGUAAAGAAGACAAAAGGGCUGUGGAAGAUGAAUACUUCAUAGUAGAUGGACAGAGAAAAUUAGAAAAGAAGCAGAAGAUGGAAGAUGUGCAGCACAACAGGAAGAUGCACCGAACUCUCCCCAAAGAUCAGACACAGCUGCUAUCUCUCCAGCAUGACCACAAGCAGAAGAAGAAGGAACCUUCCAAGAGUUCAAAUGCAGGAGUGCAUUCUCCAUCAAGCAGCAUGAGCAAAGAGGCUGAGGACCGAGCAAAGAAGAGUGACAGCAUCCAGCCCUCCCUGCAGUGGCCAGCGGCGCUGGGACACGAGGCCACCCCGCAGCCCAGGAUGGGAUCCGGGAGCAGCUCCAGCCCCUGCACCCCCGCACCACAGAGAGCCCUGGUAGUGCAGUGUGACAAUUUCCGGGCUAGUAAGGACGUGUACCACAGCAGCUCCCUGUCAGACAUGGUGACCGCACCGCUCAGCCCCGGGCAGGACGACGUGUUCUGGGGCACAAGCCACAGCAAAGAGCAGCCCCCAAAGGUUCCAGAAAGGACAACCUCGAAAUUUUACAGCAGGGAUCAACCUGGCCAUCAGAGAUGCCUUUCAAGUAAUACUCAUCAGUCAUCCCCCAGGGGACAUGCUCUGAGGCUGAGCAGUAGCGGCAGCACUCCUGGCACCAAGCAGUGGGAGAUGGGAUCUCAUCAGAGCAGCUGGUCAACCUCAGGGAAUCCAGGACUGACCAAGACAGAGAAUGUUUUGUCCCAGAACAACGUGCAGCUGCAUCAGAAGCCUGAAAAAGUUUCUCAUCCAGGCCAGAUCACAAGUCCAGGUUCCUUUGCCAAGGUGAAGGACAGUGCCAACUCCUUGUUAAAAGCACAAGACUAUUCCUCCUCAAGUGAUGAAGUCAGCAGCAGCAGCAGCAGUGAUGAAGAUGACACAAACCACACAAGGCAACUGCUAAGUGGCAGAAUUGCAGAUUUCUCAAGGACAAGGAUACCAGAUGGAAUUGAACUGAAACCCCAAAGCACCGUGGCAGAACAGAAGGAUCAUAUUCUGGGGAAACAAAUUCCAAACACCCAAGAAGGCCUUUGGAGCAUAAACAACCAGAACUAUCUCCUGCCAGAUCUUCUCCAGCAAAGCCAAAUUACAGACUCCUCUGUGAACCCACCACAAGUGCCACUGACUUGCCAGGAAUCUCAGAACAAACCACUGACUAAGAGCCCAUGUGCUGAAAGCCCACCUGCCAAGAGCAGCACAUCCUCCACAGCAUCCUUCACAUCAUUCAUAGACCCGAGACUUCUGCCGAUCACCCCUCCCACCAGUCCAGUAGGACCUUCUUGUAGUUCUCCAUCUAGUGCCAAACCUGAGCCUGUCAGGAGGGAAAAUGCAAGGAAGGGCUCCGUUGUCAACGUCAAUCCAACCAAUAUCCGUCCACAAAGUGACAGCCCAGAAAUCCGUAAAUACAAGAAGAAAUUCAACUCUGAGGUCCUGUGUGCUGCUCUGUGGGGAGUAAAUUUACUGGUGGGAACAGAGAAUGGAUUGUGGCUGCUGGACAGAAGUGGGCAAGGAAGAGUUUAUACGCUGAUUACAAGGAGACGGUUCCAGCAAAUGGAUGUUCUGGAAGGACUCAAUGUGCUAAUUACUAUAUCAGGGAAGAAGAAUAAGUUGAGGGUGUAUUACUUGUCAUGGUUGAGAAAUAAAAUUUUGCGCAAUGAUCCAGAGGUGGAGAAGAGGCAAGGCUGGGUGUCUGUGGGUGACCUGGAAGGCUGUGUGCACUACAAAGUCGUAAAAUAUGAGAGAAUCAAAUUCCUUGUAAUCGCUUUGAAGAACUCAGUGGAGGUUUAUGCUUGGGCUCCAAAGCCUUAUCACAAAUUCAUGGCUUUUAAGUCCUUUACCUCACUUCAUCACAAACCACUGUCAGUUGACCUGACUGUUGAAAAUGGGCAGAGACUAAAGGUCAUAUAUGGCUCAGUAGUGGGAUUUCAUGCCAUUGAUGUGGACUCUGGAUCUGUGUAUGACUUGUACCUUCCAACACACAUCCAGGGGACAAUUCGCCCACAUGCCAUUAUCAUCCUCCCGAACACCAGCGGCAUGGAGCUCCUGCUCACCUAUGAAGAUGAAGGCAUCUACAUUGAUAUAUAUGGGCAUUUCACAAAGGAGACUGUUCUACAGUGGGGAGAAAUGCCAGCAUCUGUAGCUUACCUUCAGUCCAAUCAGGUCAUGGGCUGGGGAGAAAAAGCAAUUGAACUACGCUCUGUGGAAACAGGGAAUCUGGAAGGAGUAUUUAUGCACAAGAAAGCACAGAAGCUGAAAUUUCUAUGUGAAAGAAACGACAAGGUGUUCUUUGCAUCUGUACAGUCAGGAGGCAGCAGUCAAAUAUACUUUAUGACUCUUGGUCAAAAUGUACUAUUCAACUGGUAAAGCACAUCGAAAUGAAGAAAAUGAAAAAUUCCCUGUAGGUAGCAGUGUAAAGUUCUCGGAGGUAAUACACACAAAUUUGCACUUGUUACCUACAAAAAUGUUGUCAUUAUUGACUUAUCAAAAUUCAUAUUCUUUCAGCCCAGAAAGAAUUGCAUUUUCCUGUUGAAGUAUUGCAAACAUGUUUAGUUUGUGUUUCAAAGUAUCAAAGUUGCAAACAAAGAUUGUAUUAGAAGACUUUAGUGAAGAAUGUAGUCAAUAUAAGAAGCUCCUGUGCUCUGAAAAAUGGACAGUUUCACUUCCACAGGUGAUGUAAUGUUAAUAUCUUGAACUGAAGUCACUUUUUGUGGCCAGCGACAGCUGUAGGUAGAUAAAAAAAACACAGUUGGAAUCCAUUUUGGAUUGGCUUUGGGCUCAUUUUUCAGUUUAAGCAAGCUGUUACUGUGUCACCAAGAUGAACUUCAGUGACUUGUCCAAGCCUUUCAACAGUGAAAGAGUAAUGGUUUGUGGAGGGUUCCAGUGCAGACCAGAAGGCUUGACGGAUCCUCCCAACUUGGACCUUGAGGGAUCAUCACCUGUGCUGAGUGGACAGGUGUGUUUCAGUACAGAGUUGUAAAAACAAUUGAUUCUGAACAUGUGCCACAUCUGGAAGAUUUUUACAAAUUCCUGGAGCUGGGGGGAGAGGACAGAUAUUGUUUUUUUUCUCAGGGCUGGAUUCCUGAGCCCAUAGACACAGUUACUGUAGGAUGUAUUGUAAAAACAGUUUAAAUAGUCUAUCAAAUUAUAGAUGCAUAAAGCAUUAUGAAACAGAACCUCUAAGUUUGAUUCACCCCUGGGACCCACAUUCAUAUAAAUUGAUUUAAAGGCACUACCCAUGUAUGUAAACAAGGGCACAAGAGCAGGCACUUUCUUUUCUUCCUUCUUUCUCUUUCACAUCAAGUCUUUAUGUAUUUGUAUGUAAAUAUUAUCUUUACACAAUGGAUAUUAAGAUUAACAAAUAUAUUCUUAAUAUAGUUAUGAAAAUAUCCAAAGAGUUAAUCUAUUAUAAAUAGAAAAUUUAAAUAAUUCCAGGUGCUUUCUAUGCUAAUUACAUCUAAAUAAAGCCGCAUCUUCUAGUGUUAUUGGUGCCAGUGUUUCUGCAUAAUCUCUGUUCUCAGGGGCUUAUAAGUUGGCCAUAAAACUAUAGAGAUAUAAUAUAUAUAUAUAUAUAUACACAUUAUAUACAUAACCAUGUAUGAAUCAGUUGUAGGGUUUAAUGUAAUCCUCAUGUAGCUGAUUUUUGGAUGUGCUUUGAAAAUGUAAAGCAUCAAAUGUAAUACAAAAGAGCUCAUUCCAGACAUGAUACAAUAGGGGAUAAUGCUGUGGACAAAAGUGAAACCACUAGUUCCAGGGCUUGAAAAACAGCGUUUUUUUAUUUUAAAUAUUUGAUACUGAAAGGUGCAGGGAAAGUGUGUUGGACUAUCUGGUCAUCUACCUCAAGGAUGAUGAUUCUAUGUUAAGAGGGCAGAAACAGAGUUGUUGGAACAGGUGGCUGUGCUGUCCAGUACGUCAGCUCGGGUGCUGGCAGUGAUGCUGUGACUGACAGGUGCUCAGAACUGCUGUCCUGUGUAUGUCAGCAGGGAAUCGAAGUAGGGGUAAUCACCCUUCCCCUUGUCCCCUGUGCUGGCACCUCACUGCUGCAGGCUGGUCAAAGGUGCCUGCUGCACUGUUGCUGUUAUGUUUUUGGCUAUUUGGAGGACUGCACUUUCCAAAGUUAAUAACCUAGCACUUUCCACAGUCACUAGCUUAUCUCAAGAAGUAUAGUGUUUUUUAAUGAAGUAUCUUCUUUUUAAAUGUUUAACUAACAGAAAAAUAAGCCUAAAGCCAUACUAAAAAAUACAGUUAAAUACUCAAAGUGGUUCUUAAUGUAUGUGAGUAAUUAGCUUAUGUGCAGACUUGAAACCUGAAUGGAAACUGCUUGGGCAGAACUGUGUGACAAGAGCUCUGUACGGUUGUAGUAAUGUUCCUGCUUUUUGCCAAGGCCAGGACAAAUCAGCAAAGCCUGGCUUGGCUCCCUGUGCUGCUGAAGACUUGGGCUUGUUGCAUUCAACUCACAAAACAAACAACAGGGGGGGGAAAAAACCCAAAAAACCCCAAUCCCCCCCUCCCCCCCACACACAAAAAAACCCAACAAACAAACAAACAAAAAAACCACAAAAAAACACCCCAAAACCCACAACACAACAAACACAAGAAAACUCCCCCCCCCAAAAAAAAUCAAGUCAAAAACAAACAACAAAACAAACCAAAAGCCAAAACAAGCCCAAAACUACAGCAGAACGAGAGAUAAAAGUUACAAUUAAUAGCAAAAAGUAAAUUUCAGACAAUCAACUUAUCAGCAACUUAGUUGCUUUUCACUUAAAAGUCUGAGAGACCUGUGAAGGAAGAAGAACUUUCAUUUUGCACACAGUAGGCAUUGCAAAACUUGCAAAGCUGCUUGUGCUAUAAGUAAUUAGUGACCCAGGCUGCCCUGUUAUAUUUUUAAAGUGUGCAUAUCUCAGCAGCCUCUGCAUUACAGGGGAUACAUGUGAAUUUUUUUCCCUCUCCUGUUCUAGUGUCGACAGGUAGGAGGCAGAUAUUUUCCUGAUGCUAGGGACUAGUUAAAAAGAAUUUAGCAAAGAACAGUGGGAAUUUAUAACAACAACCCAUAUCAACAGAUUAAAGAAGUAAAUGUGAUCAAACUUGUUUAAGUUUACUGUAGCAGAAAAUUGUGACAAUAAGUUGACACACUGUGAAGAAGUUUAACUCCAUGCUAAAAGAGAAAAAACCCAAACAACCCUAAGUUCAAGAGAGGGAAUAUGCACUAUUACAUUGGGAUUGUAAUUAUUCAUUCUGUUUCCCUCUAUUAGUUCUUUCUUCUUUCUAGCUACAAUUCAAGGCAGUGAGUUGGAUUUUCAUCUUCUAUUCACCAAAAAAAACCCAUUAAAACUUUCCAUGUGUAAUUAUGGAAAGCAUGAGGCACCUAGAGGUGAAUGCUUUUGAAGGAUUUAGAAGUGGUAUUGCAAAUAGCAAUAGCAACUGGAUGCAACAAGGAGAAACCUGUGGCAUUGCCUCUCUGUCAAGAGAUAGUCAGAAUGGUUGAAGAUGAGAAAGAGCCCAGAGAUGUUGAGAAGAGUAACAGAAGAAAGGGGAAGUGAAGAGGAGGGAAAAGCUGAAGAAAAUGAACAGGAGUAGCCAAAGGGGUGGGAGUGGAUGUCUGGCACAGCAUAUUGCUGUAGGAGAAAUACAAAAAGGUUAAAAAAUGUAAAGGAAAAGAAAGCAGCCAAAGAAAUGGAAAGGUCUCUGAAGUGAAUGGGGAGCACUGAAUGAGGGAACGUUUUGAAUAAGUGUUCAGCUCAAAGCAAAAGUGCAAAGGCCAAAAGAAAAAAAUCCAGUAAUCAAGGUUAUCCAGACAUGAUUUUAACUAUGCAAAAUGUAUAACAAAAUGAAAUUACAAGUCUGAGAGGUGUUUCACUAGCUAUACCCCUUCACUAACUUUUAAAACCAAGGAGUGAACUGCAUAAUGUGUUUUUCUAGUGAUGUCACUUUGAUAUGAAAAAAUACUACAGAGGCAGAAUGUUAAGGAUCUAUAUCAUUAACCCUUUGGUACAUGCAGUCUCCUAAUGGCAGGUGGUGCUCAUAAUGUUGCAUUUACCAGACAAGAUUGUGCUAAUGCUGCAGCAAUGUAGAACUGUGUGUAUGUGCCUGCUUUUAUUUUAGGCAUGGGGAACUCUCUUUUGCAGCCUGAACCUUGGCAUGACUUUAAAACCUGGGAACCAUGCAAGUUAUGUACUGUACACUAUGUAUUGUUCUCUAAUGAUGAAAUUGUAAAAUUGAAACAGAAAUAAAAAUACUCUGAAAUUCAAAA
Hirundo rustica (Barn swallow) is the source of this 7601-nucleotide messenger RNA. Its product is annotated as mitogen-activated protein kinase kinase kinase kinase 4-like. Gene Ontology annotation, biological process: protein phosphorylation. Gene Ontology annotation, molecular function: ATP binding; protein kinase activity. The coding region runs from base 173 to 3718 and encodes 1181 amino acids. Lineage: Eukaryota; Metazoa; Chordata; Aves; Passeriformes; Hirundinidae. The record is from RefSeq and is a predicted model, not a curated record. The transcript has 31 exons.